AUGUCUGCCUCCCCCCCGCAGCCCACUCAGUCGGCGAAACGCCCUCUUGAGGGGGCGUCGUCGCCAUCGCGUGCGACCGAUCAGCCUGACGCUAAGCGUCCUGCCCUCGACAAGGUCUCCAAGGCCGACGACGAAGCCGAGGCUGCAGACACCGCCAUCGAAGUCCCCGCUCAGAGCAGCAACGACAGCUCCAACGGCGCUCAGACGGAGCAGUCCGGCACCGCCGCCCCCGUGCCUGCCACUGCUGCCACCGUUGCUACACCUUCGGUGACCAUCGGCUCCGAGGCAGGUGCCAGCUCUGCCGCAACCAACGACGAGACUGCCUGGAUCCAUAUCCGCGCCGUCAUCUCGAGCCCCGAAGCCGCUACCAUCAUUGGCAAGGGUGGCGAGAAUGUCUCCAACAUCCGAAAGAUGUCGGGUGCUAAGUGCACCGUGAGCGACUACCAGAAAGGAGCCGUCGAGCGCAUCCUGACUGUGAGCGGUAUCGUCGAUGCUGUUGCCAAGGCUUUCGGCCUCAUCAUCCGAACUCUCAACAACGAGCCGCUCAACGAAAAGUCUACCACUGCCUCCAAGACCUAUCCCCUUCGCCUUCUCAUCCCCCACAUCCUCAUUGGAUCUAUCAUUGGCAAGGGUGGUGCUCGGAUCAAGGAGAUUCAGGACGCGUCGGGCGCUCGACUCAACGCCUCAGACUCAUGCCUUCCCAUGUCGAGCGAGCGUUCUCUUGUCGUCAUGGGCGUUGCGGACGCUGUCCAUAUUGCAACCUACUACGUCGGUAGCACCCUGCUCGAGCAGCUCAACGAGCGGUUCGGUGGUCCCGCCGCCUCCGCCUAUGCCACUCGCAGCGGUGCCCCUGUUGGAUCGAUCCCCGGCGGCAUGCAGGUUGUCCCGUACUCUCCCCAGCCGGCCGGCGGCCAGUUUGGUCGCCCCGACAACUACGGCCGUCACCAGGAUCGACGGGCCCCCCAUCACAUGCCGGCCGCCCCCUAUGCGCAGCAGUAUCCGCACGGGGCUGCCCAGCCAAACCCAGCCAUGCCGAUUCACUACGGAGCCCAGACCGCGGCGUACGGCGCUGGUCCUCACGCGCAGCCGCACAUGGCCCAUCACAGCGGGCCGCAGCCGCACGGAGGUCCUCAAGGCCAGCCCAUUCAUGCCGGUAUGCCCGGCGGUCCCAUCACCCAGCAGAUCUACAUCCCCAACGACAUGGUCGGGGCCAUCAUCGGCAAGGGCGGGCAAAAGAUCAACGAGAUCCGACAGCUCAGCGGCAGCGUGAUCAAGAUCAAUGAGCCCCAGGACAGCAGCAACGAACGCCUUGUCACGGUCACUGGAACUGAAGAGUGUAACCGGAUGGCGCUGUACUUGCUGUACUCCCGUCUGGAAUCGGAGAAGCAUCGCAUUUAA
Messenger RNA from Hirsutella rhossiliensis, 1398 nucleotides. Its product is annotated as KH domain-containing protein. The record is from RefSeq and is a predicted model, not a curated record. The transcript is spliced from 3 exons. Gene Ontology annotation, biological process: regulation of RNA metabolic process; regulation of gene expression. NCBI's taxonomy places the organism in Eukaryota, Fungi, Ascomycota, Sordariomycetes, Hypocreales, Ophiocordycipitaceae. Gene Ontology annotation, cellular component: cytoplasm; nucleus. Gene Ontology annotation, molecular function: mRNA binding. Bases 1 to 1398 code for a protein of 465 amino acids.